Misgurnus anguillicaudatus (oriental weatherfish) is the source of this 2468-nucleotide messenger RNA. Lineage: Eukaryota; Metazoa; Chordata; Actinopteri; Cypriniformes; Cobitidae. The record is from RefSeq and is a predicted model, not a curated record.
GACGUGCAGUGUACACCAACCAUAGACGAGCGUGACGUCACGUCAGGUGAUCAGUGGGUCAUGUGACACAGGAAGAGCAUCAUGUGAUCGCUCGUCUGCCUGAAGCACAAACUUAUUUGAAAUUUUCAAAUCUAUCAACAAUAAAACAUCAGCUUUUUCUCCACACAAUGAAAUAAACACAACACACACACGCACACUGCAGCUGAUGUGACUGAGAUCAAUCAAACUUAAGUGUUCAUCACGUGACAGUCUGAUAAAGCAUCAGAUGAGACUCUGUACUGAUACAUCACACAGAUUGCUGAAGAUCAGGAGAAACAUGGCGCUUUUGCUUCAGUGUCUGGGUCUGAUCUCUGGUCUGAUCUCUGCUGCUGUCUCUGUGCCACCGAUAGGAACUCAACCUGAGCAGGUGCACAUCUCAUAUCCAGGUGUAAAGAACUCAAUGGUGAUCACGUGGUCCACCUCCAAUCAGACCGAGAGCGUUGUGGAGUUUAAUCUGUGGGGUGAAACACUCUUCAGUCACGAGAUGAAGGGAAACUACAGCCUCUUUAUUGAUGGAGGACCAGAGAACAGAACGACAUACAUUCACCGGGUCAUGCUGUCUGAUCUGAGACCAGGGGCAGCUUACGUGUAUCACUGUGGCAGUGACGCUGGUUGGAGCGAUAUCUUCUCUUUCACAUCUCUGAAUGAAAGCUUGAGUUUUAGUCCCAGAUUUGCUCUGUUUGGUGACAUGGGCAAUGAAAACCCUCAAUCUCUGAGUCGACUGCAGAAAGAAACUCAGAUGGGGAUGUACGAUGUUAUUCUGCACAUCGGUGACUUUGCCUAUGACAUGCAUGAGGACAAUGGCAGGAUUGGUGAUGAGUUUAUGAGACAGAUUGAGUCCAUUGCUGCAUACACACCCUACAUGACGUGCCCGGGUAACCACGAAUGGUCAUAUAACUUCUCUCACUACAGAUAUCGCUUCAGUAUGCCUGGACACACAGAGAAUCUCUGGUACAGCUGGAACAUUGGUCCUGCUCAUAUCAUCUCAUUCUCUACUGAAGUUUAUUUCUAUCUGGAAUACGGUCUGGAUCUUCUCUUCAGACAGUACGAGUGGCUAAAGAGAGACCUCGAGGAAGCAAACAGUCCUGAUCAGAGAUCUGAACGUCCGUGGAUCAUCACUAUGGCUCACAGACCCAUGUACUGCUCCAAUGAUGAUGGAGACGACUGCACUCGCUUUGAAAGCUAUGUUCGGCGUGGACGCAAUGACACGAAACCCAGCGCUCCUGGACUGGAGGAUUUAUUCUAUCAGUAUGGAGUCGAUUUGGAGCUUUGGGCUCAUGAACACACGUAUGAACGACUCUGGCCUGUAUAUGAUUAUAAGGUGUAUAAUGGAAGCUUUAAAGAACCGUAUGUCAAUCCUAAAGCACCUGUACAUAUAAUCACAGGAUCUGCUGGAUGUCGAGAGAAACAUGAUGGAUUUAUUCCUAAACCUCGCUGCUGGAGCGCUUUCAGAAGCACAGAUUACGGUUACACACGAAUGCAGCUGAUCAACUCUACACAUCUUCAUCUGGAGCAGGUGUCUGAUGAUCAGUAUGGUAAAGUCAUCGAUCAGAUCACGCUGGUAAAGGAAGUACACGGACCGGACGCGUGGCUGUAAAGAUUCAUGACCCACACGCCAUCAAACGCUCUGUCAUCAUUUCCUUAAAAAACACGGCCAACCUCUUCAGGAUCAACCUCAGGCAUUAAAACCUCUUUUGGGAUUUUAUGGGAACUGAUUUGAUUUGUCAGUUAAUGGAAAGACUUGGCUGAGAUCAUCUUAAUUUUUUUAUCUUUCUGUUUAUUUUGCUGAACUGAAUGAAAGUUGUGAGAACAUUCAAAUUCCUUGAUGAUUUAACUUCAGAUAACAGAUCUACUUGAUUUCUUAAAUGAUCAGAUGGAUCAUUUAAGAUGUUGCUGUGUGUUAUGUACUUGAGUAUCAUGUUAUUAGCCCAAAUUUUGCAGAAAUCAUGGAUUAGUUAAAGUUUUUUCUGAAUCGAUCUCAUUUAAGAACACAAUUAAGAAGUUAACUGUUGCCUACAAUCUCUGUGUUUGUUGUAGUCCAAGAAAUGUGACGAGAUCUCGUGCGAUGACAUUCUGCAAGAUUAAAUAUGUCUCACACAAUUAAUUAUGUCACGAGAUUUCUUGUGGAGGUUGAAAUGCUGGCCGCUUCUCAAACAAAAGGCUGCAUCCAUUUGUUGACAACACACAUCAUAAAUUGGUCUUAUUACAGAAUAUUAACAAUUAUAAAGCUUACUAUUUAGUUAAUCGUAAAUUGUUGUUAUAUACUUAUGACUUGUGAAUGUAAUGCGAUGUGCAUGCAUAAUUCAGUAUUUUACUUUUAGUGUGUGCUUUUUUGUUUGGGUUUUCAAUAAUGUUCAUCUGAGACGUGUUGUGUUUGUCUGUUGAUCAGUGUCAGAUGUCUCAGCAGAUUAAACCCUUACAUGAUUUAA